AUGUCAUUUAUAUAUUAUCUUAAAUGUCUUCUUCAUCUUACACCAAAAUAUGACCAAUCUUUAAUUAUUCGUGAUGUAGCGUAUUUUUCUGGAUCGGAUGCACACGUUGAUAAUAAACUGGAUAUUUUUCUUCCUUUUCCGAAGGUAGAUUCUUCAGUGGUAACAUCCGAUGAACAACAAGACACAAGCAAAAAGAGAAUUCCUAUUAUUGUUCAUAUUCCCGGUGGUGGUUGGAUUCGUGGUAGUCCAACUGUUGGUCGAACGUGUGCUCGUGAAGGUUUCAUCGGUGUUGUUGUUUCUUAUCGGUUAGCGCGUAGAUCUCUCCUAUCAUUUCUGGCUUGA
Messenger RNA from Rotaria socialis, 342 nucleotides. Lineage: Eukaryota; Metazoa; Rotifera; Eurotatoria; Philodinida; Philodinidae. The record is from the annotation of a GenBank genome assembly.